AAUUGCUUAUUUUUAGAGUGCCUUUCCAUUACAUACCUCGAGAUUAGAGUUUAGAACUGGGCAACUCAUACACAUAUCUGUCCUUGACUCAGUCCCAAGCUAAUUGCUCUAAUAAAGAACCGACAGCAAUGGCUGAGACAGUCCCCAUUCCCGAGCCUCCAGGCCUGCCAUUGAUUGGCAAUUUGGGCGAGUUUACCUCCAGCCCGCUGAAUGAUCUUAUGCGAUUAGCAGACAAAUAUGGAGAGAUUUUUAGGGUUCGCUUUGGCUCUCGGCCCAUGGUUUAUGUUACCUCAAACGAACUUGUGAACGAGGUCUGCAAUGAGAAGAAGUUUCACAAGUCCUUGCAAUCAGCAAUAAGAAUUAUUCGAGAAGGCGUUCACGACGGCCUGUUUACUGCGCACGAUGAUGAGCCAAACUGGGGCAAGGCGCAUAGGGUCCUCACUCCCGCUUUUGGACCGCUUUCCAUCCGAGGCAUGUUCGAUGAGAUGCACGAUAUCUCGACGCAGCUAUGUAUGAAGUUUGCUCGCCAUGGACCCCAAAGCCCCAUACAUGUUUCCGAUAACUUUACCCGACUUGCUCUCGACACACUAGCACUUUGCGCCAUGGACUUCCGUUUCAAUUCAUUCUAUCACGAAGAAAUGCAUCCUUUCGUUCUAGCCAUGGGAGACUUCCUCACUGAAGCUGGUCGCCGUCAAAGGCGACCAGCGUUUGCCCCCAACUUCUUAUAUCGCGCCGCAAAUGAGAAAUUCUACUCAGACAUUGCUAUAUUGAGAAGGACUGCGGAUGAAGUCAUUGUUAAUCGCAAAAACAAUCCCAGUGAUCGCAAGGAUUUGCUUAAUGCUAUGCUAAACAAUACCGACCCUACUACGGGCGAGAAAUUAAGUGAUGAAAAUAUCACUGAUCAGCUUAUUACAUUUCUUAUUGCUGGUCACGAAACUACCUCCGGCCUACUAUCAUUUGCCUUUUACCAUUUGUUAAAGAAUCCAUCGGCAUACCAAAAAGUUCAGCAGGAAAUUGACCAGGUAAUUGGUCGGGAGCGUAUUGAGGUCCAGCACGUCAGCAAGCUCUCCUACACUGCGUCAGUUCUUCGAGAGACCUUGCGGUUGAGCUCGGGUAUUCCAGCUUUCACUGUUGAAGCAUACGAAGACACUUUUCUCGCUGGCAAAUAUCUAGUUCGCAAGGGCGAGCCUGUCACCGUGCUUUUAGCAAAGGCUCACUUGGAUCCCGUUGUAUAUGGCGAAGAUGCCCUGGAAUUUAAGCCGGAGCGUAUGUCCGAAGAGAACUUCGAACGUCUUAAUAAAGAGUUUCCAAAUUGCUGGAAGCCUUUUGGCAAUGGAAGGCGUGCCUGUAUUGGUCGCCCCUUUGCGUGGCAAGAGGCUUUAUUAUGCAUGGCGAUGCUCUUCCAGAACUUCAAUUUCACCUUGGCUGACUCCAGCUACAAGCUAACAAUUCAGCAGACCCUGACAAUUAAGCCCAAAGACUUCUACAUACGCGCCAGCUUACGGCACGAUAUGAUUCCAACAGAACUUGAGCAAGCUCUUGCCGGCAAGGCUGUAGACUUCAAGCGCCAUGCACAAGCGGCCAAGGAUGUGCGGACUGCCGCGGAUUCUACCAAGGGAAAGCCCCUCGCCGUUUACUAUGGCUCUAAUAGUGGUACUUGUGAGGCAAUGGCCCAGAGAAUAGCCAGCGAUGCACCUCGCCACGGAUUCCAGGCCAGCACUGUAGCGCCCCUGGAUGCCGCGAAUCAGAAUCUCCCAGAGGAUCGCCCCGUUAUCAUAGUAACAGCUUCCUAUGAGGGCCAACCGCCAUCAAAUGCCGCGCUGUUUGUUUCUUGGAUAGAAAGCCUCGCGGGCAAUGAAAUGAAGAAUGUAUCAUAUGCAGUGUUUGGUUGCGGGCAUCAUGACUGGAUUCAGACCUUCCAACGGAUUCCCAAGCUCGUUGAUAGCACUCUCAACAAGCUUGGUGGCAAUCGUCUCCUACCAAUAGCUACCACCGACGCAGCUAAUCGCGAUAUGUUCAGUGAUUUUGAGACUUGGGAAGACGAAUCUCUCUGGCCCACUCUCCAAGAAAAGUAUGGAGCUGAGGAUAACGCAGAUGCUACUGGAGAGGGAAUUACCGUUGACAUCACCACACCUCGAAAGGCUACCUUAAGGCAGGAUGUAGAAGAGGCGGUUGUCCUUUCUAACACGACUCUUACUAGAUCUGGCUCCACGAAAAAGCACAUUGAGAUACAGUUGCCUACAGGCAUGACGUACCGCGCCGGCGAUUACCUAGCUGUCCUACCAUUUAACCCCAAGACUACCGUAUCUCGUGCCUUUAAACGCUUUCAUCUUUCAUGGGAUGCUAUGCUUAAGAUCAGCUCAGAUCGACCGACCAGCCUGCCAACUGAUGUCCCCAUCUCAGCUGCAGAUGUGCUUCGUGCGUACGUCGAGCUUAGCCAGCCCGCUACCAGGAAAAACAUUCAAGCCUUGGCAGGAGCAACGCAAGACACAGACACUAUCAAGCAGCUCCAAAAUCUCGCCGGCGACAACUACCAGGAAAUGAUUACUGCGAAGCGUGUCUCUAUUAUUGACCUCCUGGAGGAAUUUCCAGCUGUUAGCCUUCCUUUUGGGGCGUUCUUGGGCAUGCUACCGCCUAUGCGUGUUCGCCAGUACUCCAUCUCCUCUUCUCCUUUGGUUGACAGCUCCAAGGUGACCCUGACCUAUUCUGUUCUGGAGCAGCCUGCUCUGUCCGGCCUGGGUCCUUAUUUUGGUGUUGCUAGCAAUUAUCUCUCUUCGCUUACUGCUGGAGAACGACUUCAUGUUGCUGUACGACCAUCGCAAGGUUUUCACCUGCCAGGCGAUGCGGAAAACACUCCAUUAAUCUGUAUUGCCGCCGGAACCGGCCUGGCACCAUUCCGCGGUUUCAUUGAAGAGCGCGCUGCCAUGGCUAUGGCUAAUAGGAAGAUUGCUCCAGCUCUUCUAUUCUUCGGAUGUCGCUCCCCAGACCAGGAUGACUUAUAUUAUGAGGAGUUCGCUAAAUGGGAGGGCCUCGGCGCAGUUGAUGUACGACGUGCCUACUCUCGAUCUUGUGGUGACUCUGAAGACUGCAAGUAUGUGCAGCACCGUAUAAUUCACGAAAAAGAAGACAUUGUUAGGCUGUGGCAAAGCGGUGCCAAAGUUUAUGUUUGUGGCAGCAAGGAUGUCGGUAAAGCUGUUGAAGAAGUAUUCAUUGGCAUGAUUAAGGAAGCCCACAAGAAGAAGUUUGGCAAGGACCUUUCUACAGAGGAAGCCAAGGCGUGGUUUGACAAACAGAGGAACGGAAGAUAUUGGACUGAUGUUUUCGAUUAAAUUAAAAACUGAAGGGUAAAAGGCGGUUUAAAGACGUUGAAGUGCUUGAGAUUUCUCUUAAAUCAUAAUGAACAAAGUGCAACGGAUAUCUGUAGAAAUGUAAAGCACUGUAUUUGUGAGGCUAGAGC
Molecule: messenger RNA, 3457 nt
Organism: Trichoderma asperellum CBS 433.97
Lineage: Eukaryota; Fungi; Ascomycota; Sordariomycetes; Hypocreales; Hypocreaceae
Cellular component (GO): cytosol
Molecular function (GO): heme binding; NADPH-hemoprotein reductase activity; FMN binding
Source: RefSeq, a predicted model, not a curated record